AUGGUAGUUACUAGAAGAACGGUCCCAGAAGAUCCUAACGAGGUUGCCACCGUUGAGCCGUCGAAUGCAAAUGCUGUUCGAAGGACUCAAGGCCAGAAUUCUGUUGCUCAACCAACGACUUCUGUCGGGACGAGGAACACUCAGUGGAACCAAGAACUUAGUGACGCCUUCCUUACCAAUUUUAUUGGCGAGAAGAAGAAGCUGAAACCUCCAGCGCACCUGAACAACAUAGUUCAGAAAGAGGGAGAAUUGCUGAAAGACUAUAUCAAACGAUUCAACUUCGAAUCGCUCCAAGUUCGGAAACAUUCGGAGGAGACAGCACUCAACUUCAUCAUGCAAGGUGUAAGGGACAAGCCAUUCUUGGCGUCCUUAGACAAGAAUCCACCCGAAACUUUAGCGGAAUUCAUGAUUCGAUUGGAUAAAUAUGCAGACGCUGAAGAAACAUGGAACUUUCGCGAGGCCAUCCAGAAUGCAAAAACCACGGCCAAAGGUUCGGCCAAAAAUGAGGUUGACUCGGCCGGAGGAAAAAAGCGGAAGGACGACCGAAAGAGCGACGAACGCAAGUCAAGCACGCGACCUGAUCGAAUGUUCUCUACAUACACCCCGCUUAACAAACCUCGAGAACAGGUGCUGAUGGAAAUCAAAAGUGAAGGAUUCGUGAGUUGGCCAAAUAAGCUUCGGAGUAAUCCAAACCGGCGGAACAAGGACAAGUACUGUCACUAUCAUCGCAAUCACGGUCAUAGUACAAGUGAUUGUUAUCAUUUGAAGGAGGAGAUUGAAAGGCUUAUCCGAGAAGGUCGCUCAAAGAACACGUCGAGAGAACAGAAACAACGGAAGAACGACCGGGUGACGACCGACCUACGGAAGAAAUCCAAACGAUAG
This is a messenger RNA of Magnolia sinica, 882 nucleotides long. RefSeq lists its product as uncharacterized. The transcript has 2 exons. Bases 1 to 882 code for a protein of 293 amino acids. The record is from RefSeq and is a predicted model, not a curated record. Lineage: Eukaryota; Viridiplantae; Streptophyta; Magnoliopsida; Magnoliales; Magnoliaceae.